Molecule: messenger RNA, 6233 nt
Organism: Dicentrarchus labrax (European seabass)
Lineage: Eukaryota; Metazoa; Chordata; Actinopteri; Moronidae
Gene: pde10a
Product: phosphodiesterase 10A
Exons: 22
Coding region: 1306-3678 (790 amino acids)
Biological process (GO): signal transduction; negative regulation of receptor guanylyl cyclase signaling pathway
Molecular function (GO): 3',5'-cGMP-stimulated cyclic-nucleotide phosphodiesterase activity; protein binding
Source: RefSeq, a predicted model, not a curated record
UCAGUGAUAAUCUGAGAGUGUCUGUGCAGUUUUUAUUCCACUGGAAAGCUCCUAAAACUCCCCAAGCACGCACACUCCUCUGUUGCUUUAGUGAAAGAGGGUUUUUUUUCUUUAUUUUUUAUUAUACUCUUGGCAUUCAGAGACGAGUCGGCCGGAGGGGAAAACUACCAUCAAGCAAUUUGUAAAAAGCCAGACCGGUGGCGUCAUCGCCUGCUCUAUACUACGCGCAACACCGCCACUCUCCUGCUGCAUUUAUUCACAGCUUAUUCUCAAGUUGCUCUGUGGCUAUCCCGCGCACUCAAGUGAAAGCAAAGCUGUUCCUCGGAGACUGGUCCUCAUAACACAAUGCGUGUUUGUUCGAUUUAUGUCACUCUGGCACUUGGAUUUGGAGGUUUUGCGCAAGAAGCUUCACAGACAAACAGAGUGUUUUCUCCUCGUCGCUGGACUGAUGGUGUUGUGAAAGAGAAGGUAUUGUACCGCGCACUCCCCCUACACUACUUCUGUAGUACAGUGUCUCCAGUUUUACGCCGGGUAGGAAUCCUCUCCUCCUUCACAGAUGUUGCCGGGGUGCAUUUUCUACCCGCAACUUAGUGCGCAGCUCACAUGUUGCCAAAGAGACACAAGCUUUGGUGUACUUGAGCGGGCAGACCACGUCCAGAUAAUCUCCAUUUACAUUGGCCUAUACCCUUCAAGAUACCCAAGAGUUCCCGUUGUGUCGGCUGUGCGUCAUCCAUUCCUGAUUAGACUUGUCUGACGUCGCCGGGACACCAUUCAAGUUAAACACCUCAUACAACACUGAAGAUCUAAAUUUACUCUAAAAAAAAAACCCACCAAACAUCCGGACUGACGAAAAUCACUUUUAUUAUUAAGAUCAACAAGUUGCCUCGAGUGCGUAAUUUCCAUCUGAACGGGGUUCAAGCGUAAUCCGCGACACACGUGAUCGACAAAUCACUUCAGCUGCAAAAUAUUUCUCAUUUGACAAGAGAAAUAAGUCCCGGACCGUCCGCGGAGACACAUCUUGUCCGAUUACGGCGGGAAUCAGGAGGAGACCGGCUCCAUGCCUCGCUGCGUCUCCAGAUGCUCGGCUGGCCACCACAUGGUAACUUUGCGCACACAGCACGCUGGAAAGAGGACAUUCAGAGAAGCGAUCUGAAUGAAUGGGACUGAGAUUUAUUCACAUUUCUCUUCUCGCCUCCCGCAGACUGUUUUAUGUGUUGUGUAUCCUGCUGGUUGAAGGUGUCUCACGUUAUCGGCAGAUAUCGAGUCAGCGGUGGGUAGAUCCAUCACUGGAAUAGGGAGAAGCAAAUGUCGAAGAAACGGAAAAGUCCUGACGACCAGGAGGAGGAAUCUCCGCCUGCAGGAUGCAGCGACCAAGGCUUGACAGAUGAGAAAGUGAAGGCCUACCUCUCGCUGCACCCGCAGAUGCUGGACGACUUUGUGUUGGAGAGCGUGAGUGCAGAGACGUUGGACAGAUGGCUGAAGAGGAAGACCAGCAGCAGGCCUGCAGAUGACACAUCAGCUAAAGAAGUCAGCAGGCAGUACCAGGACACAAAUAUGCAGGGUGUGGUGUACGAACUCAACAGCUACAUGGAGCAGCGCCUGGACACUGGAGGAGACAACAAACUCCUGCUCUAUGAGUUGUGCAACAUCAUCAAAACAGCAACAAAAGCUGAUGGAUUUGCACUUUACUUCUUGGGAGAAUGCAACAAUAGUUUAUGUUUGUUCACUCCAACGGGGGCCAAGGAUGGCCCUCCAAGCCUCAUCCCCUCUGGACCCAUCGCAUUUGGGACAACCAUUGCCGCUCAUGUUGCCAAGACUCGCAAAACACUGCUAGUAGAGGACAUUGUGGGGGACGAACGCUUCCCCGACGGCACAGGGCAGGACUCAGGGAUCCAUGUUCACUCUGUCCUGUGCCUCCCCAUCCUCACUGCCAUCGGGGACCUCAUUGCCAUCCUGGAGCUGCAUCGGCACUGGGGCAAGGAGCCCUUCAACCUCAGCCACCAGGAGGUUGCAACAGCUAAUUUAGCAUGGGCUUCAGUUGCCAUUCAUCAAGUACAGGUGUGCAGAGGCCUCGCCAAACAGACUGAGCUCAAUGACUUCCUACUAGAUGUGUCAAAAACAUACUUUGAUAACAUUGUGGCAAUAGAUUCUCUACUUGAACAUAUUAUGAUAUAUGCAAAAAACCUGGUGAAUGCGGACAGGUGUGCACUCUUCCAGGUAGAUCACAACAACAAAGAACUGUACUCUGACCUGUUCGAUAUUGGGGAAGAGAAAGAAGGCAAACCUGUCUUUAGGAAAACCAAAGAAAUUAGGUUUUCUAUAGACAAGGGAAUAGCUGGCCAAGUGGCUCGGACAGGGGAAGUCUUAAAUAUCCCAGAUGCCUAUGCAGACCCACGGUUUAACCGAGAGGUGGACCUUAAAACCGGCUACACCACACGGAACAUCCUGUGCAUGCCCAUCGUGAGCAGGGGGACCGUUAUAGGUGUGGUGCAGAUGGUGAACAAGCUAAGCGGAAGUGCCUUCACUAAAACAGAUGAGAACAACUUUAAGAUGUUUGCUGUCUUUUGUGCUCUGGCCUUACACUGUGCAAAUAUGUACCACAGGAUCCGGCACUCUGAAUGCAUUUACAGAGUGACAAUGGAAAAACUGUCUUAUCACAGCAUCUGCACAUCAGAAGAAUGGAAGACCCUUACCCAGCUCAAUCUCCCUGCACCCAUUUAUAAAGAGAUCGAAAUGUUCCACUUUGACAUUAAUCCCUUUGAGGAGAUCUGGCCUGCUGUUUUUAUCUACAUGGUUCAUAACUCCUGUGGAAAGACCAGUUUUGAGCUGGAGAAGCUGUGUCGGUUUACCAUGUCUGUACGGAAGAACUACCGACGUGUGCCCUACCACAACUGGAAGCAUGCAGUCACGGUGGCACACUGUAUGUAUGCCAUCCUGCAGAAAACCCCUGAGAAGUUCACAGAGCUAGAGAAGAAGGGUCUGUUGAUAGCCUGCCUGUGCCAUGAUCUGGACCAUCGGGGGUACAGCAACACAUACCUGCAGAAGUUUGACCAUCCGCUGGCUGCUCUGUACUCUACCUCCACCAUGGAACAACACCACUUCUCUCAGACCGUCUCCAUCCUGCAGGAAGGGCACAAUAUUUUCUCCAACCUGAAUUCCAGCGAGUACGAGCAGGUGUUGGAGAUCAUCCGGAAGGCCAUCAUUGCCACAGACCUCGCCCUGUACUUCAACAACCACCAGCAGCUGACGGAGCUGCUGACAUCACAAGCGCUGGACUUCAACAACCACUCACACAGGGACCGUGUGAUUGGUCUGAUGAUGACAGCAUGUGACCUGUGUUCUGUUACCAAGAAAUGGCAAAUCACACGACUCACAGCCAACGACAUCUAUGCUGAGUUCUGGGCUGAGGGAGAUGAAAUGAAGAAGAUUGGGUUGCAGCCGAUCCCUAUGAUGGACAGAGACAAGAAGGACGAGGUUCCCCAAGGCCAAGUGGGAUUCUACAAUGCUGUUGCAAUUCCAUGUUACACGACACUAGCGGAGCUUUUCCCUCCAUCCGAUCCUCUUCUAAAAGCCUGCAAGGAGAACCUGAGCCAGUGGGAGAAGAUAUCGCGGGGAGAGGCGGAGGACAUUGUGCCCAGCAGGCCUAGUGAUUCAGGCCCUGUCAAGGUGGACAACUGACUACCAAAGGGGUUGCUGGACAAAGGAAUACAACCUGAAUCCUGCCACGGACCUGGUACUCUGUCGGGGGGAGGGGGGAGAGAACCCACAUCCUGUGCUAGCAGGAGACGGAUCCGCUACAGGCAACUUGACUUUGAAAACACACAGUUACCUCAUUGGGUGACGGAGGUGUCAACACUGACGGUUUCACCGAUCCCAGAGACUGACAGACAGCCGAUGGGGAGGGACUUCAACCCAUCACCCAACAUCAACUCAGCUUGGGAAUUCAUUUGGUAGAAUGGACUUGUGCCGUUUUUGGUUGUUUUAUUUGAGCUGUUUUAUUUUAUUUUAUGUUUUUUUUUAAUUAUUAUUAUUAUUUGAGCUGAUUCUUUUAUGGUCUUGUAUUUGCAGAGGCCUUAUUCUGAACCUUUCACAGGCUAGAAUAUGUGAAAUCUUGUUGUCGGUUCAGGCUUUUAUUUUAUUUUUUGAAAUGGUACUGUUUGCCUUCUGUGGUAGGUUUAUCGUACGCGCACUACUUCAGCAAGGUAUUCCCAGAGACAGAAGGAAUGUGUAGAGCAGAUGUAUGGUGUAAUGCCACCUUACUGAGAAGGUGGAUUUCAGAAUGUUUUUUUUAUUACUUUUUGAGCAAAAAUCCUUUGCAGUACUUGAAUAAAGACAUAACAGCCUAUUCUAGGUGGAGAUGGCAGAAAUCCCCUGCAGCAUAUUCUACAAAACAUGGAUGAACUGUGACAAGAGGAGUUAGAUAAUGUCGACACUUGUGAACACAGUCACAAGAGAGUCACAAUGUUUCUCCCUGAAGUGGACCCCACAGCACUGCCCCCAGCCCCCCCUGGCAUUUAGGAACCUGCUGCAUAGUACAUCAGCUUUCCUCUUGAUUAACAGGAUCUGAUCCCAGGCCAGCAGUAAUAGUAACAUUUGUAGGACCGAGUUCAGAAGACGAAAAAAAAAGAAAAGAUGCACAGAUAGCAUCUGUUUUUGCAUCAGUUAUAGUAACCCAGACUGCAUACAAUUUAAUUUCCACUCUCAUAACAAUUUUCACGCCACUAUCGCAUCAUAAAUUAUUUUACACUACAAUCUGGUUCCUCCUCAUUAAUCAGUAAUCAUUUGUACAAGCAUGAAUAAAACACAAGUAAAAUGAGGAUAGUGCACAAGUUGGCUAAGUGUCCCAGCGGAGUAUAAAGAGUUGGGUGUUUGCAAUGACACAACAAACUUCUGAUUUUAACUAUUAUAUGUAAUGUCCAGACAGCACUCUAAUUUAUACCACGUGGUUGAGACGUGAUGAAUUACUGAGGUUUAAAUUAAAUAUAUGGUGAAGGGUGGAAUAAGUUGUAGCCUAUACAUUCUCUCCUUGACAUAGAUAGGUGUCCUUGCAGGUUAAAAUCUGUAGUGUGAAACCUUUAUGACACUGAACCCAUUUUGCUGUUGAUGCCAGACACAGCAGCUAAACAGAAGCAUGAGGUCGGCUUCAUAUUUUCCCAUAAUGUCAAAAGUGUUAAGCUAAAGUGCGUCACAUGUCUAUCUCUGGGAUUGCAACCUCAAGAAUGUUGGUUGACUCUUUGCAGGUGUGUAACAGACGUUCCCCUCACAUCCACGACCUGUCGAAGGAAAUAACUCCUCCUCCUUUGCGCUGACUCGCCAACAUCAUGCAAAGGGGGGUACAUUUGGACUCUUCCAAAUGAGUUUCCGAGAUCUUCCAAAAGACAAUUAGUUUUGUCUGAAACUGUCAUUCCAGUGGACGUUGUCCCUCCAAGACUGAAAUUACCGCUCAAAUAAUUUGUUUUUACGACUGGUACUGUGGCCCCUAAUGGUGUGAAUGUACAUUUUGAUGAAUGUUUUGUUGAUUGCAGAUCUUUGGUGGUGGCAGUUUUCCAUGAUGUGCUCUGUCUUACUUUUCAGAAUUGCUUCCAGUAAGCUUCAACCAAGAGCAACAACUAGCAUGCACCUAAACUGAAUUUAUAUAUACAUUUGCAUAUACGGUAAUAGGUGUAUACUGUGUACAAUCUAGGAAUUAGUUUGUACAGACUGAGAUGUAUGCUCUGAUGGUGCUAAAGUGAAUGGCAGUCAUGCACUUUCUGACUGGGUGUGUACACUGUGUGUGUGUGUGCGUGUGUGUGUGUGUGUGUGUGUGUGUGUGUGUGUGUGCAUUUGUGCGAGAGAGAGAAGCUUUUAACUGUCUCUUUCCGCCCUCCAACCCCACCUGAGAACAUGGUUAAGUCCAUAACACUGCACUGUCCCUUCUACUUUUCAGCACCAGUUAUAUCCCAUUGUCUGCACUAUGUUUAGCUUAUAAUCUUUAUCAUUAUUAUUAUUAUUGAUGAUUAUUAUUAUUGCUAUUAUUACUAUUGUUAUUUUCUUAAUUAGAGUUAAAUUUAAAUUAACUUAUAUUUUUUAUACAAAGAAAAAUAAUGUUGGCCUUUUUGUUUUGUACAAAGUAAACAUUAAGAUAAACAAAACGGUCUAGACAUGUUACUGUUACCCAGAAUAAUUGCGGAAUGUCUCAACUGUAAAUGUAAGAGCAGUAGCCCAAAUGACUUUUAUUAAAUACCUGAAAAAUA